This is a messenger RNA of Tetrahymena thermophila SB210, 9360 nucleotides long. RefSeq names its product transmembrane protein, putative. The transcript is spliced from 14 exons. Lineage: Eukaryota; Ciliophora; Oligohymenophorea; Hymenostomatida; Tetrahymenidae. Gene Ontology annotation, molecular function: protein binding. The record is from RefSeq and is a predicted model, not a curated record.
UCAGAGUAACAUAAAUGAUUAUAAAAUUGCUGCAAAUUCAACUAUUUUAUAUAUUAAGUGUAUUUUUUCUUGCUGUAUAGGCAAAUUCUGCAGAUUGCUAGUAGUAAGAGUGCCAAAAUUGCUCAAAUUCAUAACAUUUCCAAUGCUUGGGAUGCAGAUUUCCAUUUUUAUUUGAUUAAAAUAGUCAGAAAUGCACACAAAAGUGUGGAAGUAGAACAUAUUUAGAACUAAUAACAAAUAGCUGCUAGCCAUGUGCUAGUUAGUACUGUAGCAGCUGUUCACAAACACAAUGCUUUGAAUGCGAUUAAGGGUUUUUAAUAAACUAAUUUACAAAUUAAUGUAGAUCAUAAUGCUAAUAAGGACAAUAUUAUUAUAAUGGUUAGUGCAUUGACAAUUGCUAUUAAAUAGCUAAAGAUUAUUCUUUUGAUUAAUCUUCUAAGACAUGUACAUAGCUUCAAAAUUGCCCAAAAUUAACAUUUAAUCCUAUUACUUAAGAUACUGGAGCUAUUGUUUACUUUGAUACUACUAUUGAAAAAGAAAGAAAUAAGCUAAUUGUAAUAGAUGAAUAUGGGAAAGUAAUUAUAAAAUCUAUUCCUGAACUAGAAGUCCUCAACUUUUAUAAUAUAGAUAAUCUUCUAAAUAUUGUAUAAUGUAUGGUAAUUAGUAAUUAAGACAGCUUAAACUAGUAAGUUUCUUGUUUGCUAAACUCACUUUUAGUGAUAGUUUUUGACACAUAUUCGGGAAGUAUUAUAAAAACCAAGUAACUGUUAAAUUAAUAGAUUGGAAAUGUAUGGGGAUAACUAGAUUUCACUUUUAUUGGCAUAUCUGCUCAAAAUAUAGUUUUUUAAUACAAUUUUUAGACUUCUUAGACUUAAUUAAUUGAUUAAAAUUCUGAUAUUUUAAUCAAUAUAGCUAUUGUGACAGAUUAUUUAAUGAAGGGAGAUCAAUAUAUUCUAUCAAUAACACAAAAUAAUGAAGUUUAUUAUUAUGAUUCUAAUUAUUAAAAAAACCAAUUAUUUUAAUAUGAUCAGUCAAUUCCUCUAAAUUUCUUUUACAUAGCAAAUUAAAUAUGGGCUUUUUACUCAGUUUAAUCCAUUAAUUUCUAUGAAAUUAAUUUUUCAUCGACUCCUGUGCUUUUACUAAAAUAAACAUACACUGCUUAGAUAUAGCUUAUUCUAGUCUCUUAAUUUGUGUUAGUUUUGGACUCAAGCAAUAAUCCAUUAUAAAUGUUUUAAGUGAAAGGACUUUUUGAAAUAUAAGAUGUUUCUUAAUUGAUUCCAAAAGGGUUUUAAAGUGUUGAUUGCUUAAUAUAAUAAUAAAAUAAUUUAUUCUUUGUAUCUAAUUAAAACGUGUAUAUUUAUGAAGUUAUAAAUAUGAACUUAAAACUGAGGACAAAUUUUUAGUUAAGGAAUCAAGUGCCAUGCUAAGAAACAUAUUUUGGAGUGAUAAAUUAAGAGAAAGCUAGCUAUCUUCUUAGUAUAUUUGGAUAAGACUAUAUGGUUCAAGAUUUAUCAUCUUCAUAGUCAUUAUAAAAUGAAAAAACUACCUUUUACUCUUCCGAAAAAAUGAAUUUUUUCAUAUAAUAAAAAUUAUUUUAAAACAGUUUUGUUGAUUUUUUUGACUCAGCUACCAGUAAUUAAAUUACUGAGCUAAAGGGCAAUGGAAUGGCCUAUCAAUAUGAUUUUAAUACACAUUAGAUUACGAAAUCAUUUUACUUUUGGAAUAAUUUUAAUUAUACAGAUUAAAACUUAGUUUAAGGAAGAAAAUUAUAUAACUUAAUAUCAGUACAAGAGGAAGAAAAAAUAAUAGUAACAGGUAUGAUAAAUGGAGUGCUAGUAAUCCAAGAGAUGGAUUUAUACACAAACAAAAUUUUACUUGAAAAUACCUUUUAGGAAAUAAAUAUACAUGCAGAUAAUAUAAACUUUUUUAGUAGACCAUUUUAUAUAAAGAGUACUAAAACACUUAUUGUUUACAUAUAUAAUUUCUAUGGAGAGUCGCUCUUCACUGAAACAAGAUAGUUGCAUAUACUUUAAUAUAACUCAGAAUUGAAAAAAUACAUUUAUAAAUUUUCAAUAAGAAUGUUGUUAAGUGAUGUAUAAGUCUCUCAAAAAACAGGUGACAUAAUUUGCUUUUAUCUAGUCGAUUUGUAUAGCAACAUCAUAUACGUUUUUAAUGCGUAUAAAAAUGCAAUUCCUUUAAUUAAAACAAAAUAAUUUUACAAUAUGGGUUCAAAAUAAUUAGGCUUUUUCAAUCUAAAUCAGGAUGGAAUAUUUUAUUCUGAUUUUUUGAAAGGAACUAUGCUCUUAUCUCUUAGUCCUUAAUUCAAACUAAGUGUAGUUAGCUAGGAUUUGUAAAUCUAGUCUUUAUAUAUUUCUAACAACAACAAAUUUAAAAUAUACAUAGCUUAGCCUUAUUCCCUAGCAAAAAUAGUUUCAUUUGAUAAUAACUCUCUUUUGCAAACUUUCCAAACAGGCAUUUACUUGAUAGCAUACAAGACAUUCGGAAAUAUAGUGGCAAUAGCGACAAAUACAUACAUAUUAGUAUGUUAUGAUGGGGACAGAAAUAUUUUAAGAGUAUUAAAUAACUCUCAAUAUGGCUAGAAUCUUAUUUCUCGCUUACACAAUCAAAAUCAAAUUAUCUUCAUAAAUACAUAAAUAGUAGUUUAAAUCAAUUUAGAUGAUGACAAAAUUGAACUUCAAAAUGUUUCUAAGCAACCUAAAUUGUCAUUUUUAGAUUAUAAUGAUAUUCAGAUUGCUCGUACAAAUUCUAAUUACCAAAUGCAGGAACUAGUAAAUUAUGAUGAUAUUUAUUCAUAUAAUUAUGUAUAAUCUGACGAUAGCUUGACUUUCAGAGUAUUGAAUUUAUAGGAAUUAGAUUUAUAAUUUAAUCUUUAUGAUACAAUAAUAAAUGUGGUUUAGUAUAAUACUGUUAUUAAAGUGAUAAAUUAUACAUUUUUAAUUCAAUAAACUGAAAGUUAGAUAAGUUACGAAAGUUAUUCAUUUUAUUUGAAAUUUGAUAAUGCUGCUUUUUACUAUCCACCGAAAAAGUACUUUGUGAUUAUAAAUGGAUUUGACAUUAUUUUUAUUCAAUUGUCUUCUUUCGAAAUUCUGAUGUCUUAUAGUUAGAAGGUGAAUUAUUUGAAGAAUGUUGCUUAUGAUAUAGAUAUUGGAUAUUUGGUUACAUUUGAUGAUAAUGUUGAUUGCUUUUUUGAUCUUAAAAACAUUUCAAAGACAUGCUUAGCUAAUAACAUAACUAUAGAAAAAACUUAGCCUUAUGGAACUAUUAUUUAAAAAUCAAAGAUGUUCGCUAUAUUUUAUAGCAAAAAUUAGAUAAGAAUUUACUCUUUAACUGAAUAAGCUUACAAAGCAAACUUUUCUUUGAGCAGCAUCAAACCAUAUUCAAUUUAUUUUGCUAACAAUGUGGAUUAAAUGAUAGUUGCUGAAUAUAUUUCACAGAAAUUCUUUAUUCUUGAUUUGAAUACCUUUUAGUUAUAAGCCUCUAAAUUUCCUCCGUUUAUUCAAUAAACACUAGAAGAACUCUAUAAAUUCUACUUCUUUUAAGAUCUGAAAUCAGUUAUGAUACUAACUUCAUAUAGCAACUAAUUUACUAUUUAUGACAUCUCAACUUAGAAUCCUUAAAAGUUAAUCAACCUGCAAUAUGUAUUUAAUAACCAAGCCUAAUUUGCUGUUGAUGAAAAUUUAGGCAUAGUCAUAUUCAUAGAUACUAAAAAUUAAGUAGAGAUUGUUUCGUAUUUAACCAAUUAAAUACUAAAAACAUACUAAUUAUAAGUUUAUGUAAAUGAUAGCAAUGCAUAUGUAAAAGCUUUGAUUUGGGACUCUGCAAAAAGAAAGCUACUAGUAAGCACUUAUGAUUUAUUUUACAUAUUUGACUAUGAUAAUGACAUCUAUCUAUUAAAAUACUAAUUCAAAAAUUUUGUGAAAAGUGUUUACAUUAGUUAUUAAAAAAAUUUGGUGUAUGUUUCUGAUAUGUAAAGGCUUUCUGUCUUCGACUACUAAGUUUUUGGAUCUAAUUCCUAUUCUAAUUUUCCUUAAACUUUGUCUCCUAGUAUAUUAGCUGUCAACUAGGACUAAUACAUUUUAUUUGAAAACAGCUACUCAACUAUCAAAAAUAUUGUAGGCGGUAAGGUCAGAGAUGUUUUAAACUUUAAUAAUAUGAAUGUUGGAUAUUUCUAUUAUAAUUUUUAUAAUUAGGCAAAAUCAUAAUUCUAUUUGAUUACAUACAAUUAAUUUUUCAUCUUUGAGAUCACGCAAAACUAAUUGUCUAGAUUAUACUUUGAGUACUUAGACUCCUAAAUAAUUACUUUCAUAAGUGAUUCAAGCUCUUAGUUGCUGUUUGUUACUCAAAAAUAAUCAUUUUACUCUUUAAAAAAGGAUUAAUAAAAUCCAGAGCUUGUUAUUCUUUUUGAAGUUGAAAAUGGUAUUGGAAAUUUUUUAAACGUCGAUGAUAAUUAUUUGGUAUACAGCUCUAUAAAAUAUCCAAACCAGUGGAACAGGAUAAACAUUUAAGUAUCUCCAUCUUCAGCCUAAGUUGAGAUAGUUAAAAAUUUUAUCAUUCUUAACUAAAAUGAAUUCAUUUUAUAAAUACUAAGAAUAGAAAACACCUAAAAUUUACUGAUUCUUACAAACAAUUAACUUUAGAUAUUUGAUAUAGAGAAAGGUAAAUAAAAAUAAAUUCUAAAAUCUUUUAGCAAAUAAUCAAAGAUCUAUUAUGAUUCAUAGUAUUCUAGAAUUUUUCAAGUUGACAGAAUAUUUGGCACUAGCGUUUAUAAUAUGGAUUUGCAAAUUAUUUAAUAGAAUUUAGCAUCUCCAGGCAUAAAUAUUAUCAUUUAAGAGGAAUUUGUUUACAUAUUUUCUUUUAACUCUGUGAAUAUUUACUUAAGGAAUGAUCUCUAAUUACUUUCUUCAAUAAGAGACUUUGAUAAUUCGCUAUCAUUAACCAAUAUUAAAUACUCUGAUUAAGGUUAAAUAUUCAUCCUUUACUUUGAUAAGCAAAUAAGCUUCUACAAUGUCUCACCAUUCUAACAAGCAUAUCAAUAAGAUUAUCUUUAAGUUUCUAAUUAUACGAUUCUAUCAUAAAAUAUCACUUAAAUAAAUUCAUAAGUAAUUAGAAUAGAUUUAAACUUAGUAACUCAGAAAGGUGUUUUGAGUUAUAGCACUGACAUUUAUCUAUUAAAAAAACAACAAAAAUACUGCUCAGCUUCAUUGGAAAUACAAGCAAGCUAAAGCUAAAAUUUAAUAUAACAACAAUAAAACCAAUAUCUAAAUUUAAUUAGUAAAAAGGGAUUAUACAUUUAAAACAUAAACGUUCAAUUAGAUGUUUAGCCAAACUAAGUAGCAAAUUUGAUUUUUCCUUACAAUAGUUCAAUUGCUAUUGCCAAAAAUAACUCAUUAUUAAUAGAAUCAUCUGGUUUUAAUAAAAUAUAUUUGAAGGACCAAGAUUAGAGUGGUUAAUUUGCUGUGCUGCUUUAGCUAUCUAAAUUUUGUUUGUCACUUUUAUAAUUAAAAAGUUAGCAAUACUUUUUUGAUAGUUUUUGGUUUUAGAAGUUAAAAAUAUUGAAUUUAAUUGACAUUUAGCUUUCUGAUUUGGAUAAUAAACAAAUUAUAUUCUAAAAUUUGGAGGUGGUUUACAUAAAAAAUCUUCUUAUUAAUCAAGAAAAUGCUACAUCGACUACAUAAAAUACUAGUUCAGUUAUUAGAUUCAACAAUUUGUAGAUCGUUAAUAUAUUAAAUAUCACAAUAUCUCAAAGUUAAUUCAAUAACAACAAAAUCAUUUUAGAGUUUUUGAAUGUUACAAAUGUCACUAUAAAUUUGUUUUAAAUUUCAAAUAGUUCAUUUACAAAUCCUUUAACAAGUUCUAAUGUGAAUAAAAUAUUAAGCUUUUAACAAGUUAGCUAUUUGUCACUUAACUAAAUUAUAUUAAUUGGAAACAAAUUUAAAAAUUAGUAAAUAGUUCAAAUGAAUUAAAUCAGUUAAGUAGAAAUUUAAAAAGGCUAAUUCACUGAUAAUUUCUGGGAAUUCAAUAUAACUUAACUGUACUUUGGAAUUCUGUUAAAUGCAGCAGAUAUCUCUAUCAUUACACUGGAUUAAAUGUAAUUUUAUAGCAAUUCAAUAUCUUCACAAUUUUCUCAGCCUUUGCUCAAUUUUGUAAAUAUUAACAAAAAUUUAAGCCUGAGCUAAUUUAAUGUUAGCAAAUUUGAAAUUAGUCACACUUAGACUACAAAUAACUAUGAUUUCUUUUUAUUGGAGUGUUAAGGAAUUAAAAAUGCUUUAAUUUCUAAAAUCCGCAUCAUCGAAUCUAAUUAAGUAGGAUUUAUAAGCUUAAACAGCUAUUAGAAUGAAGAAGGAAAUGUUAUUUAAAAUUAGGUUAUAAAUAUUUUUUAGUACAUCCACUAAAGCGUUUAAAUCAAUUAGCAACUAUUAGCUAUAAAAGCAAUGUAAUUAAAUCUAACUUAAUGCUAAUUUGAGAGCAUAUCUAGCUAACAAACCAAACUAGAUUCUAGUCUUAUUUAUAUUUAAGUUGACAAAUAGCUUGUAAUUAAUCAAUUUUUCGUUAAAAAUAUCCACCUUAAAUCAAAUAACUUUGCAUAAAUUCUACAAUCUAAUUUUGUUUUGAUACAAAAUUCAUUUUUUUAUGGCAUGCAAACUGAAAGCAGCUGUACGGUAUUUAAGUUUAUUUAAAUAAAUUAACUUGAACUUUUAAAUAACAACUUCCAGAGCAGUAAAUCCUACCUAGAUGCAGGAUCAAUUAUGAUUAGCGAUGUCACUUCUGCUUCUAUAAAUGGUUGUAACUUUAUUGAGAACUCCUCUCAAACUGGUUAUGGAGGAGCGCUAUACUGCUUGAACAGUGUAAUUGAUCAAUUCAACAAUAAUAAUUUCACUAAAAAUGUAGCAAAUGAAGGUUCUGGAGGUGCCUUCUUUUUAGAUAAUUGCGAUAUCUUAGAAAUGGAAAACAACACCUUAACUUAAAAUACAGCUCUUAUAGGAGGAGGAACUAGAUAUGUGAAUAAACAGCCUAAAGUUUUUUCUAUGCAAAACUACUAACAAAGACUCUUAAAGCUAAAUUCUAAUAAAUUUUACCAGAACCAAGCUAAACUAUAUGGAUAAAAUAUAGGCUCUUAUCCGAUUUAUCUGGAUGUAAAAAGUUCUUUCUAAGACGAUAAUAGAAGUGAUAUCCCUCUGAUUUAAAAUGUAUAAAGUGGAAAUACUACAACUCCAAUAAUUGUUAGAUUGAUUGAUGAAGAAAUGAAAGAAAUAAGAUUUUACUAAUAAAAUGAAGUCAAUCAUAUUAAUCCUAGAAUAUAAGAGGAGUAUUAAAAUUAUUUACUAUCAAUAGAAAGCUCAGAAGUUGGUUUGCAAGGAGAUUUGGUGCAAAAAUAUGAUUUUGAAAGGUUUGGGUUUGUCUUCAAUGUGUCAUAUUCUUAUCAGCCAGCUAACAGCUCGUCAAUAAAGAUUAAAAGCAUUUCUAAAUUACCUACCCUAGACUCGAAUUCUUUAAGCUUUAAUAAUGAAUUACAUUAAAUUUAACUUAAUCUUUAAUUUAGACAAUGCUUAAAGGGCGAGAUAAUUUAAAAUUUCAAUAAAUUCUAACUGUGUUACAAAUGUUAAAGAGGCUUUUAUUCAUUGGAAGAUCCACACUUAAAGCCGAAUUCACAAUGCUAGAAAUGCCCACAAGGGUCGUUAGACUGCCAUUCAAAUGUUAUAAAAUUACAAAAUGGUUAUUGGAGAACGAAUGAAGACUCUGACAUUUUAGUCUAAUGUAAAAAUUCAUAAUAUUGCAAACCAGAAGACUUUGAUAAUAUAAAUGGAUGUGCAAGAGGUCAUUUUGGAGUUCUUUGUGAAACUUGCGAUUUAAAUGGGUAAAUUUGGGGAUAACGUUAUGGACGAAGUUAUGAUGGAAGCACUUGCUAAGUUUGCUCCAAUGAAUUCUUAUCUUUUUCUGUUGGAAUUCUUGCUAUCUUGUUCUUAUUUAUUGUGACUUACCUUCUAUUUUAAGUCUAAAGGCAACACACAUUUUUACAAAGACAAAUGAGCUGGUAUUACCUAAGAAAAUUAGGUUUUUUUAUUCUCCACGACACAGAAAUAAAACCUAUGGCGACUUAUAUAAAAAUAUUAAUAAAUUAUUUUUAAUUUUUAUCCCUGCUUAAUAGUUUUGGAAUACCUACAAUCGAUUAUUUGUCUAUCUUUUAAUUAAGUGGAGGAGAUCCACUUCAAUUCACAAUCUACAAUUUAGACUGUGCUUACAGCUAUUUUAUAAGCUAUUUACCUCUGUACGGUUUCAGAGUUAUUUGGGCUAACAUCCAAGUAAUUUUUAUUUACUUUGCUGUGCAAAUAUUUAACUUGAUAUACAGCAUAUUUUCCUUUGAAAAAUUUUCUAUAACAACAUCUUCCCUGACACUAGUUUAUCUCUUUUAUAGUUCCUCAAUGAUUAAAAUCUUAACUCAGUCAGCUUCUUGCACAUUUAUUUCUGGUUAGUAUUACAUUUAAUUAGAACUCAAUCACGUAUGCUACACCUCAGAACAUUUAAAUUUGCUAUAAAAAAUAGUUGUUCCUCUUCUAUUUCUUUGGUUUUUAAUCAUUCCUUUUAUCUUUUUGUAUAUUCUAAUGAAAAGUAAAAGAAAUUUAAAAAAUUUAAACACCUUGAAUCAAUUUGGGUACCUCUAUCAAGAUUACAAACCUGAAUGUUUUUACUGGGAUAUAGCAAGAAAUUAGUUUAGAGCUCUACUUGUUAUCAUUUUAAACGUGUUGAAUAUUUCUACAUACUUAAAGACUUAAUUGCUUUUAAUCUUUGUAUACUUUUAUCUUAAAGUUUAAUCAAAAGUAAAGCCAUUUUUGUUAAGUCAAUUUAACUACCUUGAUAAAAUUUCAACUAAACUCCUAAUUUUUAGCAUACUCAUCAUAUCUGCGUCUUAUUAGAAUCAGAAUAAUCAACUUUAAUCAAUUUUGUAGAUCAUUUUCUUUUCAAUAAAUGUUUCUUACAUAAUGCUCUUUAUUCUCUUGAUCAAUGCAAGGCCCAUUUCUAUAAAUUAAAAGUCGAUCAAUUUCAAUUAAAGAAUUUAUCUAUUUUUAUCCAAAAUAUUUCCAAAAUAAAUAUUUCUUCCCCAAUACAAAGGCAACAAUUCUACUAGAAUCAAUUAUUUAUGGAAGAAAGUUAAAAACUCAAUUAAAAAAAUUAUCUAAAAAGAGCCUAAACCAAAAAAUUCUUCAUCACUUAGCUAAAGUUAGUUCCGACUUCUUUCCUUGGGAUCACAGAAAUCCUUAUUAAAAUCAUAAGUUAAAUUAAGGUCUAAAAGCACUAAACUGAGCGUUAAGUUUAAUUGAGUGAAAGCAUGUAAAAUAUAAC